Myxozyma melibiosi is the source of this 1466-nucleotide messenger RNA. RefSeq names its product kinesin motor domain-containing protein. The transcript has a single exon. Gene Ontology annotation, biological process: microtubule-based movement. Gene Ontology annotation, molecular function: microtubule motor activity; microtubule binding; ATP binding. The record is from RefSeq and is a predicted model, not a curated record. The coding region runs from base 134 to 1354 and encodes 406 amino acids. Lineage: Eukaryota; Fungi; Ascomycota; Lipomycetes; Lipomycetales; Lipomycetaceae.
UGACGUCGGCUCGUUCACCUUCGACCACGUCUUCGACGACAGCGCGACCUCGCGCGACGUCUACGAACAGGCUUCGCGGCGCGUGAUCUCUUCGGUCCUGGACGGCUACCACGGGACCAUAUUUGCGUACGGCAUGACCGGCACCGGAAAGACGUACACGAUGCAAGGCGUGCCCUCGUCGCCGGGCCUGAUUCCGCUUGCGAUUGCUGAUAUCUUUGAUAAAGCCGGCUACGGCUCUGUGAUUUCGGUCUCGUACCUAGAGAUCUACAACGAGCGCGUGCGCGACCUGCUCAAUCCCUCGACUCCCUCUGACGCGCUCAAGCUGCAGGAGCAAGCCGACCUCGUGCGCGUGCGCGGCCUGCGCUGUAUCCGCGUCGACAGCGCGCCCGAGCUGCUCGAGCUGAUUGCGAAGGGCGACAGCGCGCGCAAGACCGAGGGAACAGAGUACAACGCGGUUUCGUCGCGGUCGCAUGCGGUCCUGCAGAUCUUCUUUGAGCGCGCGGAGAACAACGCAACCAGCGUGCUCAGUCUUUGCGAUCUUGCGGGUUCGGAGCGCGCGGCGUCGGAUGCGGAGCGGAGGAAAGAAGGUGCGUACAUCAAUCGCUCGCUGCUGGCGUUGGGAACCAUCAUCUCGCGACUGUCGUCAGCAUCUAGCAGUCAGCUUCCUACCAGCGACGGAUCCUCAUCGUCGACACACAUCCCGUACCGCGAUAGCAAGCUCACGCGGCUGCUGCAGCACUCGCUCUCCGGCCAAGCGCUCGUCAGUGUGAUUUGCACGAUUGACCCGCACGCGACCUCGAAGCAAUCCACGGGCGAGACUCUGAACACGCUGCGGUUCGCGGCGCGGGCAAAGAACAUCACAAUCACGCCUGCGCGCGCGCUGUCGGCGACGAACGCGGCGACCUCGGUGGCUACUACUGCGCUCAUCGAAAGUCUGCGACUCGACCUCGAGCGCGAGCGCGCCGAGACCGAGAUCGUCAAGGUUGAGUUGGCGGAUGUGCGCAAGGAGGCGUACGAGCGGGCGAUUCGCGAGCGCGAGAUGUGGGAGCGCGAGAAGCGGGAGUUGGAGUUGCAGCGGGAUGCGCUGAAGGAUAAGGUUGGUCAGCUUACGAGGAUGAUUCUUGCGAGCUCAUCGGACAAACGCAGCGCGAGUGCGUCUGCGAGGUCAGUUAGUGGGAGUACUGCUGCGUCUGUUGCUGCUUCUGCUGCUGCUCCAGCGAGCGAGAGUACACCCCGGACGACGAGAAAAAGUUUAGCGCCGACGGCGGCCGUCGCGUCGGGUGGGAAUGAGAAAGAAGGAGGAGAUAGAGGAGAGGACGAGAUCCAGAUAUUCCUGCCCAAGCAGCGGGUAUAGUCUCACACACGCACACACACAUAUUUACUUGCGAAUGCAUCAAAAACGGAGUUGGUAGUAUAUCUGUUAUUUCAUUUUCUAUUUUUUUUUUUUUCUUUCUUUCCUUUUUCUU